UGCCAAAAGUUGUGGUUCUUAACAAGUUUUUAAUACACCCCAAAAAUCAUCUUCACCAAAAGCCAAAACCCAUUUCAUCAAUCAAUCAAACACACAACCCCUUAUACCCUUUGUUUUCUCUCUCCAUUAAACUCCCAACUUUGAUCAAAAAAGUUAAUUUUUUUUUAAAUAUUAAACUUCCAUUUUUGUUAUAAUUGACCAAAUUCUCAUGUAAUUUUCAAAAAAAUAUAGGAAAAGUUCAAAAUUUUACCAUUAUCAUAAUUACUUCCCCUUUUUUAUCUAACAAAAUUACCCUUCUUCCCCCAUAAAUUUGAACCCUUUCUUUCUUUUCAUCUUCCCUCAUAACCUUCUCCUUAUUUUUUCCCUUUCUCUUUCUUAAUUUUUCUGUUCUAAUGGAGUCAUAUGAAGCAACAAGAUCAGUAUUUUCUAGAGUGCAAAGUAUAGAUCCAGAAAAUGCUUCAAAAAUCAUGGGUUAUAUACUUCUUAACCAUGGAGAGAAAGACAUGAUAAGGUUUGCUUAUGGACCUGAAACUAUCAUUAUUUCUAUAGUUAAUAGAGCAAAAAAUGACUUAGGACUUUCAUCAAACACUUCAUCUUCAUCAAUGGUUAGCCCUACUUCAAACCCUAUUGCAAUUUCUAGACCUAACCCACUUUCCCUUCCUCUUUCUUCUCCAAGAUUAGCCAACAAUGGUUUUAACCCAUCUUCUCCUUCUUCUCCUUCUCUUUGGUCUCAUUUAAGCCCUAAUAAUGGUAGUAAUCCUUCUUAUGCUGCUGUAGUUAAUGGAAGUUGUAGUGCCCACAAUGGGUCUUUUUCAUCUUCAAUUGGGUCUCCACAAAUUGGGUUUUCUGGGAAUAAUAGUAGUAAUAACGGUAACAGAGAGAAUUUUAUGGAUGAUUUUCACCAUUUACAAGACCAAAAUCUUAACUUUUUAAACGACCCAUUGAGUAUGAGUUCAAAAAGUAUGGAUUUUUAUGAGCAAUCUAUGGAUUUAGCUAUGAGUCCUGGUUGUAGGAGUGAUUCUAUGUUAUACCCAUAUUGGGAAAACUCGAAUAAUGGUGAAAAUCACCCUCAUUUUCAUCGUAGAAGUGCUUCUUUUAAUGAUAUGUAUUACGGAACUGAUGAUUCUACUUCUGGGUUUGGGUUCAAACCUUGUCUUUAUUAUGCUAAAGGAAAUUGUAAAAAUGGUAGUACUUGUAAGUUCGUUCAUGGUGAAAAUUCUAGUGAUGCCAUUGUUGGUUCUCCUUGCAAGUAUGAAGUAUUUGAACAGUAUCAAGAAGAGAUUUUUAGGUCUAAAAUUGCUCAUCAACAAAGAAUUGCUGCUCAGUUAAUGUCUGGUGGUAUGAAUUCACCCUACAACAAAUUGAAUUUCCUUCCAACUGAUGCUCAAAGAUCUGCAGCAGCUGCAAUGAUGAUGGGUGAAGAGUUUCAUAAGUUGAAUAGAGUUAGAAUGGCAAGAAAUGAGUUUUCUGGGUUGGAUUCAAAUCCUGGUUCAAGGCAGAUAUACUUAACAUUCCCUGCUGACAGCACUUUCAAAGAAGAAGACGUUUCCAAUUAUUUCAACUUAUUUGGACCAGUUCAAGAUGUAAGGAUCCCGUAUCAACAAAAGAGAAUGUUUGGAUUUGUUACAUUUGUAUAUCCAGAGACUGUUAAGAUAAUCUUAGCUAAAGGAAACCCUCAUUUUGUAUGUGAUUCUCGAGUGCUUGUUAAACCAUACAAGGAGAAGAGUAAACUUCCUGACAAGAAACAACAUCAUCAACAAUUGGAAAGGGGAGAGUUUUCUUCAUGUUCUAGUCCUUCUGGUCAUGAUGGUAGAGACCCUUAUGAGUUUCAACUUGGUGGAAGAAUGUUGUAUAGUACACAAGAAAUGUUGAUGCGGAAAAAGUUAGAGGAAGCCGAUUUACAACAAGCUAUUGAACUUCAAGGAAGGAGGCUUAUGAAUUUGCAAUUUUUGGAUUUGAAGAAUCAUCAACACCAACACAAUGCUAGUGUUGGAUCUCCUAUUCCCUCGCCUAAUCUUCCUCAAAUGUCGUCAGGCCAAACCGCUCCUCCCGUCUCUAACGGUUUCAAUCAAGAUGCUUUCGAAGAUAAUAAUGGAAGUCCAUCUCAUGAACAAGUAGCUGAGGGAGUCAAUGUUGCUGUGAGUGAUUGCAAUGGAAAUGAGGAAAAGCCCAAAACUGAAGAAAAUGAGCUGUCUGAAAGUGGGUUAGAACAUAUUCUUCCUGAUAACCUCUUUGCUUCCCCGAAAAAAUCUGCUUCCGAGCAGCGAUCAUCGUCACUUUUCUUCUCCGACCUCGAUAAUGGUGGUUCUAAUGCAAUCCCGACCUCGUCAUCAACAGCUAACGACUCAUCGAUGCCCGUUUCGUCUCCUCUUAGUUUGGCUCCUCACAAAUCGUGUUUCUUUGAACUUCCUAGGCUUUCAACCAGCCAAGGAGCCCUAGGGAUUUAGCUUUUAGUUCCACCGAUUGUGGACAGCAACUUGGGGAUUUUGUACCUUGUUUGUAAAAAAGCUUGACAAUCAAUAUGCAAGAUUGGAGGGAAGUAAAGGAAAUCUCCAAAGUUGUACAGCCAAAAAAACCCAACCCAACCCAACCCAUACUCAACAUCAAAGGAAAAAAAAAAGAUCAACUAGGAAGGUGUUCACAGAAAGAUCACUAUCAUCAACCUUAUCAUCAUCAUUAUGAUCAUGAAAUACAUAAUAGUUUUUCCCUUUUUUAAAUUUUUUUUUAUUUUGUUUACAAGAAUAUAUAAAAAUGCAUAAUUAGGGGUACAGAUAGACUGAUUUAAUGAGAGUGGGGAGUCUGUCAUGACUUUUGUACGUUCUCUGUAGGUGUGUACUGCUACUGGACCACACAAAAGGAUAAAAAAGAAAAAGAACUAGUAGUAUUUUUACUAGUAUAUGAUCUAAAGGAAAAAUAGCCAACUUUUUUUAGUGGUAACAUUUUGAUUAGAGUUUUAUAUGAAUAUAUAUAACAGAAUUUCUACAUUUUCUUGUCUUUC
Amaranthus tricolor (Joseph's coat) is the source of this 2998-nucleotide messenger RNA. RefSeq names its product zinc finger CCCH domain-containing protein 46-like. The coding region runs from base 393 to 2447 and encodes 684 amino acids. The transcript has 9 exons. The record is from RefSeq and is a predicted model, not a curated record. NCBI's taxonomy places the organism in Eukaryota, Viridiplantae, Streptophyta, Magnoliopsida, Caryophyllales, Amaranthaceae. Gene Ontology annotation, molecular function: RNA binding; metal ion binding.